AGAGAAUUAAAUUCGGCGUAGAAUGGCGCACAUUUAUUUGGGACCCCCUUUAUGCAGAGUUCUCCAACACUCUCCAUUUCCAACUUCACUUUCGAUUCAAUUCCACCGUUUUCACCCAAUGUCUUCCUCUUCUGCUCGUCUUUCUCACUGUGCUUGCUGUUCUAAUGCAACCCCUCACCUCAAUAAUUACCAGCCUUCUCUGCUUGUCUUUUCAGGUGGAACAGCAUUUAAUGGUGUUGUUGAAGAGCUUAAGCAAUUAACGACUCGUGUUGCACAUGUCCUCCCUGUUUCAGAUGAUGGUGGAAGCACAGCCGAGAUUGUUCGUGUUCUUGGUGGUCCUGCUGUUGGUGACAUAAGGUCAAGGUGUUUGAGAUUGUCUGAUGAAAGUACUUUGGAGGCUCUUGCAGUAAGAACAUUACUCGGAUAUCGAUUACCACAUGAUGCAAGAACAGCCAAAUCAGAAUGGUAUUCUAUAGUGGAAGGACAUCAUUCUCUAUGGGAAGGUGUCUCCAAACCAUACAGAGAAGUAAUCCGCGUUCUUUUAGCAUAUUUCCAAGAUCAGAUUUUGCGGCACUCUGACAUGUCAUUUUGUUUCAGCAACGGAAGCAUAGGGAAUUUUUUCUUUGCAGGGGCACGAAUAUUCUUCGGGUCAUUGGAUGCUGCAAUUUUUUUAUUUUCCCGUGUUUCAAAGAUUCCUACAGAAAGUCUGGUUCUUCCGGUCAUAUUAACCAAUGAUAGGUUAACUUUGGGUUGUGAAUUACAGGAUGGAACAAUUAUACGUGGUCAAAAUGAAAUAUCUCAUCCAACUAAAGCAUCAAUGGAACCUGUAGACAAGCGAGGCUCUUCAGUACCUGCACUUCCUUCAAGAAUAAAGCGAGUAUUCUACAUGUCUAGUGAAGGAUGUAGUUCAUCGCACAAGGUAUUUCCAAAUGUAAACCCGGCAGUUUUGGACCAGUUAAGAAGUGUGGAUUGCAUUAUAUAUGCGAUGGGGUCACUUUUUACUUCCAUAUGCCCCUCCUUGGUUUUGCUUGGAGUUGGGGAGAUCAUCUCUUCAAGGUCCUGCCCAAAGGUACUUCUGUUGAAUAGUCUUGCUGACAGAGAAACAAGUGGCUUUUCUGCUUCUUGUUUUGUUACUGCAAUUACAGAUGCUCUCAACCGGACCUGUGAGAGUCUUCAUAAUUGUCUAGAUAACCUUCCCAGUGACUACAUCAAUACACUAGUGGUACCUAAAGGCGGUCAAAUUCCUUUAGACAGUCAGCAUUUGGCUGCCCAAGGAAUAUUUGAAGUGAUUACUGUUGAUACGAUAAUCGACCCAAAAGUGGGAAUAAUUUUUGACCCUAGAUCUUUAAUACAAGCUCUUGAUGGUCUGGUAAGAAAGUCUGAGAGAAGUGUCAUGGUUGAGUAAGUGAUUUUCUUCAACAAAAUGAUCUGCAUUUUGGUGAAAGAUAGCUGGAAAUAUAUUCUGUAUCUUUUAUCUCAGGAUGUCAAAGGUAUAUAUUCUACCAAGUUAAAUUAUGUUUCUAUAUUUUUUGUUGCCGGUUCUAAAUGGACAACUUAAACACCUUAAUGCUGAACCAGGUAGAUUGUCUGCAUAUUGCAGGGAUUUUUAAACAUCAAUAAUUUGACCCCGAUAAAAUACGGUUUUCUUAUAAUUGUAAUUUAGAUGCUCAAGACUGUGCAGUACUUGUUGGUACUAAAGAAAUACUAAUACAUAUUUUUUUAUACCACUAGCAACAUCAGCUCAAAUUUGGUAAUUGCUUUUUGACAAAUACAGAGCAGAGUUUAUUCAAAUGAUAAUAAAACAAUCUCCCAAGAAAGAUAUAACACAAGAUUACUUGAUUUCAAUAACAAUGUCCCGUAUAAAGAAACUGCAUUAUAGUGACUCUUUUAGAAACCUUCCAAAAUAGUAAUGCAAAAAUGGAUACACUCAUGUAUCCUAUCAUGUGGAGAUUGCAACCUUUACCCAUUUUGUGUUUUAUUUAAGCAAUAUAUGUUCUGUAAAUAAUUUAACAAAUAUGUUUUCAUAUAAGUGUUAACAAUCAAAAAUAGUUUGUAGCUUUUUAAUUAAUAUAAUUAUCUACGGAUAAGGAUAGUCAUUGCCUGUUGCAAGGGGCAAGAUCUUUUUGAAUGAAACACCCAUCGAAGCUAAAGAGUAUUUUUUUACUUUGGGACAGUCUUGUGGUAUACUAUUAUAGACAGCUAAUUCUAUCCUAUGAGUUCCACAACUAGAACUUUUAAACCAGCAAAUAAGACAAAAACUUUGAACUUGCAACCAGUGAAUAGUGGACUAAAAUAUUCUUAAUUUGAAGAUAAUAUAUAAGCAAUUGUAGAAACUUAAUGGGAAAUUAUUAAAUAAUGAAGGCUUUGCUAGAAGCUUCAACUGAUAGCUAAGAUAAUUACAAGGUAAGACCUUUACCAAACAUAAUUUCAAGUACAUAAUUUCUUUGUGUAUCUAUGUAUAUAAGAUAGUUAUGAGCUACAGUAGUGAUUAACUAUAUUCUUUCUUUUAUAGUUGGUUUAUCUAAAAUAGAAAAGAAAGUAUGUAAACUGAUGACAUAAUCCAAAAUGACCAAAGAAAAUUAUGUCAUUUAAUUUGUAAAGAAAGAGAUUAAAGAUGUAGCAAGAUUGAUGUAAUAUUGAUUUACAUUUUAUUGUAUCUUUACUUACUAAAAAUGAGAGGAAAUAAUAAUUACAAAAGAUGCAGUCAACAACAUUGUUAACAAAAUAUAUCUAUCUUUAAUAAUAAUUCUUAUAAAUAUUUUUUUUAACUUAUUGAUGUCCUUUCUUAACUUAUCAUUUUCGAUUAACCUUGCCUAAUAUAGACAUUAUAAUGUUACUUUGUCAGGGAGCUCAAUAUAAAUUACUACUUCUUUAUUAUUAAUUUUAUUUUGUUAAAAAUUACUGAAAAUACAGGGGGUGGGUUUUAUAUUUAAAUUCUAUCCUUAUACUUUUAUAUUGAAAAUUAACUCAACCUCAUAUAAUUUGAACUUAUAUAUAUUUAUGGAAUGAAUAGAUAUUCUACUAUUGUUUGUAGUGCCACGUAAUGAACCUUAGACCGUUUUUCAUGUCGCAAUCGGUCUCCUCUUUUACUUUUGGAAAUACUGUGGGUGGACUUUAUAUCUAAAAUCUACUUUUUUAUAUUGAAAAUCAACAAAACCUCAGAAAAGUGCCGAGGGACAUCCUCGGCAUCAUUUUUCAAAGAAAAAUUGACCGCUGACCGGAUAUCUAUUAUAUGCUUACUAGAUAUGGACCAUAGGUAUAUAAUAAUCAGAACCAGUGCCAUAUUGAAACUGAUUUAUUUGCAGAACCACGAGUGUCUUUCUGUUCUGUUCAAUAGCAUGUACAGGAAAUUAGACAGACUGGUGUAAUCUUGGAUCCUACCAAAAUUUUGGACUUUUGCGUGUGUGCACGUCUGUGUCUAAACUUUUAUCUGCAAUAUUCAGAAUUUAGCAGUAAAUGACUUCCAUCUGACAUUUAGUUCUAUAAUUGAGGGUCCCAUCCGGCCUUCCCGAGCCUGUGUUCUACUAGUUAUUUACUGAUCAGAGUUGAACUUGUGAUUCUACUGUGAUGACCGACCAAUGUAACACCAGAGUACAAGCUUUCCUCCCUUUUUUUGGUCAUUGAUUUGUAGGGAUCUAAUAUAUUUGGGUUAUCCUUUGCGAUGAAUUAAGUUUCUUAGAAGCCUUGAGAAUCAAAGGAGUGGCCAAGCGGUGGCAAAGGUACUCCUAUUUCAAAAAUAAUACUUGCUAAUGCAUUAUUGAAGUAAAUAGUUUUAGGUAGCUUCUUUUAUUAUCUAUAGUUACCGUUCCAUUACUUGUGUCGUCCUUAAAUUUUUAGUCAUACUAGCUCCAGGCAAGCAGCUACCGGCAUUUAUAAUGAAAUAUUAUUUAUAUAAGUAAGCCAAUAUAGUUAUAUACAUAGUAACGGCAUUGGAUUUGAAUACCCAAUUUGAAUCACUUGUACAAUGGCAUUAUUACUCUGAAGUCUUAAGCUGUUGCAUAAGAUACAUCCAUAGCAAUACAGAAAAAGCCGCCUUUAGCAGUAUCACCCCUUUACACCCUUAUGUUUCCACCGCCAACCCCAGUUUGUUUCCCAUGAGUUCUUUGUCAACCAGUACUUGGUACCGUCAACUUCCGCCCCAGUUUUUCCGUAACCAACACCAAGAUCAAUGCCUACAAUCUGCUAAAAAACCCGUUGGAAUUAAAGUUAAAGGGCAUAUCUGUCAUUGGAUGAUUAGCUACUGUCUUGCUGUAGACUAGUAUCGCUCAUAACCACUUGGCUGCUAGUGAAGCUUCUUAUGUGAAGUUGCGAUUUCCAUCAGCUGCAGUGUAAGGGUAAGAUGUUUCUGAGGAAGUUUCUUUGUUUUUCAUGACAAAUUUAUAGCCAUUCUACAUGUUGCCACCUUCACAACCUUGAUCUUCCCCAGAUUUGUCACAAUCUACUAGUUUUCCACAGAUUUCCAUUUUUAAGAUUCCUUAGGUGGCAGCCGUGAUUCAAAAUUCCCAGCAGCUUCCUAUAUUUCAACAUAUAAAUAUUUAUUUGGUGAGGUAGGAUUAUAGUACUGAAUGUGAAGAUUUGUGGAACAGUAGAAAGUAACCUUUGGCAGUCUCUAUUCAUUAUGCAGUUCCCCACUGCACAUUGUAUCUUUUGUACUAAGUUGUCUGUAAAAGCCAAAAAAAAAAAAGUUGAAUGUAAAACGCCCAGUGUAGGACUGUUGUAGGAAAAGAAAUUAAAGUUGGAUCUUUGUACCACAUUGACCUUUGAUCAAUAGGUGUAAAAGCACCUUAUUCCUUCUGUCCGUGUUAGAUUGCGUUGCCGUCACACAUGGACGGUGCUGUGGCAUGUACAAGUGCAACAACACUAGGCCCGUGACGUGGUCUAUACAUUUUUCCCCUGCUAGUCUAGUAUACUCCUAGAAAAUAGAAUUACAAUCUUAUUAAUCGCCUGCCCUCUUAUCUCUUCUUCUUUAAAGAACAAAAAGGAUUCUUUGUAACUUAAUAUUUGCUCCCUCCCUCUCUUUGUGGUCAAGUUGUAAUUUUGUUUACUUGUUGAACAAUUAAAUGAAUUCCACAUCGUCUUUGAAUAUCUGAAAUAUGAUAGCUUUGUCUGCUUAGUCCUUUUAAUCAUGACUUUCAUAUUUCUCUGCAUUGAUGGUUCAGGAAGUGCUCGAGAUGUGAGAUGCAGCUUCAGAAUCCAAUAUUCCUACAAAAAUAUAAGCAUCAGUCAGUUCCUGAUGCAAGACAGAGACCGUGAAACUGCGAAAGGCAUUUACCCUUUCACCACAUUUCUAGAAACAGCUGUACAAAAUACCAUGUAUGAAAGAUGUAUAUCUAAGUAGAAUACACGUAGUCACGUACUCAUACUCUUCUUCUAUGUGAUAGGUAGUUAUGAGAACCAUACCUCUUGAUAUGCAUAUAUGAGAUGUGUAUGUUUCAGAUGAAAUAUCUCAGAUCUAAAGUAUAUCAGAGAUGUGUAUCUUCCAAAUAUGCAUUCUAAGUAUGUGCGUCUUUAUGAUACACAUUUUAAUCAUGUUACAGAUUAGUUGGAACAAUUCUCUGCUGGAUUUUAAUACUAUAAGUAGAAAACUGAAGUUGCAGGGUUUGGAUGAAA
Molecule: messenger RNA, 5610 nt
Organism: Daucus carota subsp. sativus
Lineage: Eukaryota; Viridiplantae; Streptophyta; Magnoliopsida; Apiales; Apiaceae
Exons: 13
Coding region: 23-1405 (460 amino acids)
Molecular function (GO): LPPG:FO 2-phospho-L-lactate transferase activity
Source: RefSeq, a predicted model, not a curated record